This is a messenger RNA of Sarcophilus harrisii (Tasmanian devil), 772 nucleotides long. It is a transcript of the gene RPS9, whose product is annotated as ribosomal protein S9. Gene Ontology annotation, molecular function: rRNA binding; structural constituent of ribosome. The transcript has 5 exons. Bases 139 to 723 code for a protein of 194 amino acids. Gene Ontology annotation, cellular component: cytosolic small ribosomal subunit. The record is from RefSeq and is a predicted model, not a curated record. Lineage: Eukaryota; Metazoa; Chordata; Mammalia; Dasyuromorphia; Dasyuridae. Gene Ontology annotation, biological process: translation; positive regulation of translational fidelity.
UGGCCAGCGCUGCGCCGGCGCGAUGACGCUAUGGCACCGCCCCCGGAGUUUUAAGGGCCGCACGCCGUGGGGCCGAGUCUUUUCCCGGAAGGCUCGGGCUCUAGCUGCAGGCGCCGUCGGACGUUCUGCUAGGCCAAGAUGCCGGUCGCCAGGAGCUGGGUAUGUCGGAAGACGUACGUGACGCCGCGGCGGCCCUUCGAGAAGUCGCGCCUGGACCAGGAGCUGAAGCUGAUCGGCGAGUACGGGCUCCGAAACAAGCGCGAGGUGUGGCGGGUCAAGUUCACGCUGGCCAAGAUCCGCAAGGCUGCGCGGGAGCUGCUCACGCUGGACGAGAAGGACCAGCGGCGCCUCUUUGAGGGUAAUGCUCUCCUGCGGAGGCUGGUGCGUAUCGGCGUCCUGGACGAGGGCAAGAUGAAGCUGGAUUACAUCCUGGGCCUGAAGAUCGAGGACUUCCUGGAGCGGCGCCUGCAGACGCAGGUCUUCAAGCUGGGCCUGGCCAAGUCCAUCCACCACGCGCGGGUCCUGAUCCGCCAGAGGCACAUCAGGGUCCGCAAGCAGGUGGUGAACAUCCCCUCCUUUAUCGUGCGCCUGGACUCCCAGAAGCACAUCGACUUCUCGCUGCGCUCACCCUACGGCGGCGGCCGGGCCGGCCGGGUCAAGAGGAAGAACGCCAAGAAGGGCCAGGGAGGGGCGGGCACCGGGGACGACGAAGAGGAAGAUUAAGUGUUACACCCCCCCCCCAAAGUGGAAUAAAGCUCUCUGACUAAUGAAG